This is a messenger RNA of Scleropages formosus (Asian bonytongue), 1570 nucleotides long. RefSeq lists its product as uncharacterized. Bases 530 to 1570 code for a protein of 346 amino acids. Gene Ontology annotation, cellular component: mitochondrial outer membrane. Gene Ontology annotation, molecular function: BH domain binding. Lineage: Eukaryota; Metazoa; Chordata; Actinopteri; Osteoglossiformes; Osteoglossidae. Gene Ontology annotation, biological process: extrinsic apoptotic signaling pathway in absence of ligand; release of cytochrome c from mitochondria; intrinsic apoptotic signaling pathway in response to DNA damage. The record is from RefSeq and is a predicted model, not a curated record. The transcript has 5 exons.
GUCUGUUUUAAACUGACCAAUCAAUGGUAUUAUAAUAAUUAGUUAAAAACAACGUUCUGCUGCAAGUCGCCCAAUAAAUGACGGAUUUUCCGCGAGUUUCUCAGUUUUCGCGGCUCCGGCGCGCGCUGAGUCCCGUCAGGCUUCUCUGAAGCGGAGCGCGCGCCGGCGGACCGUUUAACGUAACUAACGGUCAUUCGCCUUUCGCCUUCUUACCGAGUGUUUUACUGUAACAUUGGAGGGUUCAGAAAUCCUGCCUGCUCGUGAACACAUUUAGUGCUCUAAGUUCUUUUUUUCCCCAUCAUAUUUAUUUAACAUCUAUGUAUUAAAACACCGGCGUUAGAUACUGUAGUUAUCCAUCGUCAGCGCAGGGCUUCUCAAACACUAACUGGUUUGAAGUUUCUCGAACCUUCUUCAAGUUCAACUACAUUUUUACAAAAAAACGAAAACAGUUUUCUGAGUUCACCCGUGGUCCUCGUGUUUGUUUGAAAUUUGGAGCUGCAAAGAGAAGCAAAUAUAAUCAGGUGGUGAAAUGUGUUCUGUUGUUCUGUCUGUGUCCAGUAAAAUCGAACUCCCGCUUCAUUUACUUCAAGUCCUACUGGCACCUGUGUUUUGUGUGAAAAUGUCCAGCCCAUUGGAGAGGGAGACCUUGCUGGUGGCAAAGGAUUAUGUGGGUUUCUGCACUGGGAUCCGGCAAGACCCUCCAAGCGAGUCAGCCAAAGCCAUGAGACAACUGGCGAAGCAAACGGAGAGGCAACAUCGGUCAACAUUUCAAACCUUAGUGCAGAACUUCUUGGACAACUCUGAACCCGACUUCCUGACCAGUCUGAAGCAGACCAUGGCAGCGCUGGCGCAUGACGGACAGUUGAACUGGGGAAGAGUCGUAGCGCUUUUUGCAUUCGCAGGAAUGCUAGCGAGCGAGCUCUCAUCCCGGGGAGUGGACGUCAGCAACAGAAGGUUAGCGGAGACGAUCGCUCGCUACCUCAGCGAGGAGCACGGAGAAUGGCUUCUGCACAACGGUGGCUGGGCAAAAAACAGCCAAAGCAAGGAUCCCAGAGGAAGUCUUCUAGGGCGAAGAAGGGCGGCUAUCCCUGCAAUGCUCACAACGGAGACUGCAAAGAAAGCAUUCUGCAGGAACGAUCCCAAGUCCACACCUCUCACCAUGCGGAAAAAGGAGAGGAAGCCGACCUACACAAGAGACAAACAAAAUGCCAAGGCACAGAACAGGUUGGAACACAUUUACACAUUAUUUCAGCAUUUGAUAGCAUCUGCAGCUCUUUUUCCACUUCACAUUGGAACAUGGAAAACCAUCCUCUUCACGCCACAGCAAUUGGAGAUCAGCAGCAAGUCCUUGAAAUAUGAUCAGAACAUGAUCCUUCAGGCAAAAAACAGCCGAAGCAAGGACCCCAGAGGAAGUCUUCCAGGGCGAAGAAGGGCGGCUAUCCCUGCAAUGCUCGCAACGGAGACUGCAAAGAAAGCGUUCCUCAGGAACAACCCCAAGUCCGCACCUCUCACCAUGUGGAAAAAGGAUAGGAAGCCGACCUACACAAGAGACAAACAAAAUGCCAAGUAA